AUGAAUAAUUUUAUAGGAAUGUUAAACAUUAAUUCAUUAAUAGAAUGGUUCAAAAUUGGAAUGACAUGUGGUGAUAAAAAGUUUAAAGCAUUAGUUUUACCUUAUCCUAAUGUAGACUUUACAAAUUUAACAGUUCACAUCGAAGCUCUUAAGGAUAAAAUUGAGGCUAUUACUCAUAAUCAUGAUCAAAGUUAUUAUCGUCAAGAAGCUAGAAAAAUCAUGAAAGGAAGUGUAGUGUAUGGUCAAAUGUUUAAUAAUGAAGAGGAAAAUUUAAUUGAAAGUGAAAAUGAUAAUAGUAAGAAUACUGAAGAUGAAAAAGUGGAAGAUGAAUAA
Messenger RNA from Cetraspora pellucida, 333 nucleotides. The record is from the annotation of a GenBank genome assembly. Lineage: Eukaryota; Fungi; Glomeromycota; Glomeromycetes; Diversisporales; Gigasporaceae.